AUGGAGGCCCAGUUACUCACACCGGUCAUUACCCUGGCAAUGGAGGCAGAUGGCCAAACUCUAGACCUUGGGAGAGCCCAAGACAGAGGGAGAGCCUCUUCAACAAACAGUGAUGUUAUUUUUCUGAAACUUCACAUACCAUGGGAUGUUCUCUGUUGCUAUGCAGAGCUUAUGAACAUCCGCAUGCCUUUUAGGAGGAAAAUCUUUUACAUGCACCGACGACAUAAGUUCAUGAGCAGGAUGAAGCAUGUCAACAAAUUUCGUGACUGGCUUCCCCGCAAGCCCAUGUCACCCAUGUUUGACAAUAACACCCUGCCUGACCUGGAGGAGAACGAGAGCUUUACCGCCCCUUUCAGUCGAUCGAGGAUACAUCAUUUCAUCAUCCACAACAAAGACACAUUUUUCAGCAACGCCACAAGAAGUCGCAUUGUCCACCACAUCCUCCAGCGGGUCACAUAUGAGGAAGGGAAAAAUAAGAUGGGGCUUAAUCGUCUUUUGAGCAAUAAUUCUUAUGAAGCAGCUUUCCCUCUUCAUGGGGGGAGCUAUCAUAGCAAAAACUCCAUCAGAACACAUGGAGCAGAGAAUAACCGGCACCUGCUGUAUGAGUGUUGGGCCUGGUGGGGGGUUUGGUACAAGUACCAACCACUGGACCUCAUCAGGAGUUAUUUUGGGGAGAAGAUUGGUCUCUACCUCUCCUGGCUUGGCUGGUACACAGGGAUGCUGUUUCCCACUGCCCUGGUUGGGCUCCUGGUAUUCUUGUAUGGUGUCUUCACUGUAGAGCAUUGCCAGGCCAGCAAAGAAAUCUGCCAGGCCACUGAUAUCAUCAUGUGCCCCAUCUGUGACCAGUACUGUCCCUACCUGAGACUGUCUGACAGUUGUAUCUAUGCCAAGGUCACCCAUCUCUUUGACAAUGGGGCAACUGUUUUCUUUGCUGUAUUCAUGGCUGUUUGGCCAACUGUUUUCCUGGAGUUCUGGAAAAAACGUAGAGCUGUCCUUGCAUACGACUGGGACCUCAUUGACUGGGAGGAAGAAGAGGAUGAAAUACGCCCCCAGUUUGAGGCCAAAUAUUCCAAGAAAGAUAGAAUGAACCCCAUAUCUGGAAAGCUUGAACCUUACCAGGCCUUCACAGAUAAAUACAGUCGCCUUAUUGUCUCAACAUCUGGGAUGUUCUUCAUGGUACUCCUGCCAGCACACUUACUGCUGCUGGGGGUUAAAGGUAUGUUUAAUGGAGCCUUUACUGCUGUACAUCGAUGCUGGCUCAAAGUACAGUAUGUCAGGCUAUAUGCAUUUGUGAAAGAGUAAAAAAUAACUGAGUUGCUGUUAUAUCUAUAUCUCCACUGUAUCAGUUUCUUACCAUUUCUGUUUUCUCUGUGUACGUCCACAGAGCAGCCAAGAACGGAGGCUGAGUGGGAGAACAGCUUUACUCUCAAGAUGUUCCUUUUUCAGUUUGUCAACCUCAACAGUUCAACUUUCUACAUUGCCUUCUUUUUGGGAAGAUUUACAGGCCGGCCUGGUGCAUAUCUCCGCCUCAUCAAUCGCUGGAAACUGGAAGAAUGCCACCCCAGUGGCUGUCUUAUUGAUCUCUGUAUGCAGAUGGGAAUCAUCAUGGUGCUAAAACAAAUGUGGAACAAUGUUAUGGAGCUUGGCUACCCGCUGAUCCAGAACUGGUGGACACGGCGGACACUGAGGCAAGAGCAUGGACAAAACACCAAGGCCAGGUUCCCACAGUGGGAGCGGGAUUACAGCCUGCAGCCAAUAAAUGCUUAUGGCCUCUUCGAUGAAUACUUGGAGAUGAUUUUGCAGUUUGGCUUCACCACCAUCUUUGUGGCAGCUUUCCCUCUGACCCCUCUCUAAGCGCUACUGAACAACAUCAUCGAGAUUCGUUUAGAUGCCUACAAGUUCGUCACACAGUGGCGGCGCCCUCUGCCAUCACAAGCCAAAGACAUAGGGAUCUGGUAUGGCAUUCUGGAGGGCAUUGGCAUCUUGUCGGUUAUCACCAAUGCCUUUGUCAUUGCUGUUACCUCAGACUUCAUCCCUCACCUUGUUUACGCAUACAGGUAUGGACCUUGCACUGGCCAGGGCAGAUCAGGAGAGGGAUGUAUGAUGGGUUACGUUAAGGCCAGUCUUUCAGUAUUCCGAGUGUCUCAUUUUGAGAAGAGAUCACAGCCCAGGACUAACGGCUCCGAGCUGUUUGGAGAAGCUGUUACAUAUUGCAGGUAUCGUGACUACAGGGAGGCUCAAGACUCUGCUGAGCCCUACUCUUAUACUGUACAGUUCUGGCACAUCCUGGCAGCACGGCUGGCAUUCAUCAUUGUUUUUGAGCACAUGGUCUUUGCUAUCAAGACCCUGAUUGCAUACCUGAUUCCAGACCUUCCAAAAGACUUGCGGGAUCGUAUGCGCAGGGAGAAAUACCUGAUCCAGGAGAUGAUGUAUGAGGCUGAGCUGGAGAGACUGCAAAAGGAGAAAAAUGAGAAGAAGAAGAAAGACAGGGCCCAUCACAAGGAAUGACCUUGAACAUAUCUGCUGACCAUCGCCUCCCAGUGGUCAGUAGACGAACUUCACCCAGCAGGGUCACACAGAGACCAUGGAGCCCUUGUGUCCGCACACACAACAGAUGUCCUCUUGAGCCUUUGGCAGCAGAUUUUCCUACUUUUUUCCAGUUAGUUUCUACCACUUUGGAUUCUCUACAGUGCAUGUAUCCUGAAUUAGAUUAGAGAAAAGAACUCUUCUGAGCUUAGUGAGUGACAAGCCCUGUUUACAAUUCUCCUUGUUUUAUUGUAAAUAAUAAAUAUGAUAAUAUUUAAAUGAAUGUCAGGCCAUCUGCUCUGCUAUAGUGUAGUGCAAUAAAAAUACAUCUAACAAAAAUACCUAAAGAUUUAGUUUAUCCAAGCUGUGGCAGUGUGUCCACAGCUUGCUUACACCAGAAAUGCUUUUGCUUUGAAUUUAGAUUGAUAACUAUAGUAGUAAACAUUAUUUAUUUUAAAAUAAAUUUUACUUUGACUUG
Molecule: messenger RNA, 3004 nt
Organism: Monopterus albus (swamp eel)
Lineage: Eukaryota; Metazoa; Chordata; Actinopteri; Synbranchiformes; Synbranchidae
Product: anoctamin-4
Exons: 22
Biological process (GO): chloride transmembrane transport
Cellular component (GO): plasma membrane
Molecular function (GO): protein dimerization activity; intracellularly calcium-gated chloride channel activity
Source: RefSeq, a predicted model, not a curated record